UCCACUGUAUUUGUUCUGCUCUCUGAGCUCGUUAUCAGUGAGCAACACACACAGGAAGUCCUGUCUGGGAUUGUCCAUUCCAAUCCUGAUUUAUACAGGAAGAAAAGCAUAAAAAGCCUCCCUUCCACCUCUAAAGGGACCUCCUGCCUGCCUGAAGCACCAGUGACCAGCCACGAUGGGGAGGCACAAGAAAGGAGCAGAUGCAGCCAGCUGGGGAGGAAAGGCCUUGGCCAUGCAGCAGUGGCGGCAAACAGCAGAGGAGGUGGCCGCUGGGUUGUGGAGAGUUGCUUGGAGCAGGAGAAGGUGGCCCAUUUCCCAUGGCCGCUGCAGUGGGAUGCAGAGAGGAGGCGAGGACGUAGCAGGGUGCAGCCAUGGUGGAGGGAUGAAUUCACUAAGCAAAGAAUAAAAGAACAAGGAAUUGUAGGUGAUGAGCUGACGGGCAAGCUUUUGACACUCUCUUCAUCGGCCAUGGGAAGCUGACUGCAUGAGUCAGCAACACAGAUACAGUGGCUGGACUCAGACCCUGUCCACCAUCAUUAAAUCUGGAUCUACUGUAGAUCAGAGUGGAAUUAGCAGUGGGUAAGAAAUCAUGGUGCCGUUUAAAGGAAGCAUCCUCCGUUCAUGACAAAUGACUGAUUUCAACAGAUCAGGGUUCCCCACUGAAGAGACACAUGCAGUAAGAGCCAGUGCUUCCCAUCAAAGAGCGACACCCCUUCAUGCCACACAAUAUCACACAGCAGGAAAGAAAGAGCCGGCAGAGGGCAGGAAAUGCAGAGAAUCAGCUGUCUCCUCACGGGAUUUGUCUUAAUCCUUGGUGUGACCAGCGCUGAGCGUUUUGCCCGGUCAGGCUGCAGGGUGUGCUCUGCAGAGAUGCAGAACAGAGCCGCUUCAUAUGUGGAGUCCCACGUGCAGCCUGUCUACCAGCCCUACCUCACAACGUGCCAGGGACACCGGCUCUGCAGUACGUACAGAACCACAUACAAGGUUGCCUAUCGCCUGGCCUACAGGAGAUUUUCCCAGCCCAUCUAUAUGUGCUGCCCUGGAUGGAGACGGGCAAACAGCCACGCAGUCGGAUGCAGCAAAGCCAUUUGCAGGUUGCCUUGUCAAAACGGCGGGAGCUGUUCAGCCCCAGACAGAUGCACCUGCCCCCCAGGAUGGAUGGGGAAAUCCUGCCAGACAGAUGUGGAUGAAUGCGCUGGCCCGAGCCACGGCUGCAGCCAGCAUUGUGCCAACACGCCUGGGAGCUACAGAUGUGCCUGUCGGGCUGGGCAAAGGCUCUCCACCGAUGGGAAAUCAUGCCAGGCUUCGGAUCCACCCACUGAGGUGGAGGCCUCCCCCGCCCUCAACCGAUCAGGUGCCUCCAGUGAAAUGAAGGAAGAAAUGCAAGCCCUCCGGAGCCGGGUGGAAGUGCUGGAGCAGAAACUCCAGUUAUUGUUGGCUCCAUUCCAUAACCUCAUGCCAUCGGCAGCAGAUGACAUUAGCACAGACCCCAUCAGCCAGCUGUUCUACUCCCUGCGGCAGCUGGAUAGAAUCGAGUCCCUGAGUGAGCAGAUCUCCUUCCUGGAGGAGCGACUGGAGACAUGUUCAUGUAAGAAUGAACGCUAAUAAGAGAGAGGAGCAGACUGGAUUUCCUGUCUCAGCACCCUUUGACCCAGCCUGCCGAAAGAGGCCACGAUACCUUCUGCACAACAUGGGAUGGAGCCAUAAAGAGCUUAUUUUGAUACGAAAGGGCCUAGGGUGUUUUUCUAAGAAUUAAGCUGCUUGGAGACUGAUUUUAAAUUGGACUUAGGUUUUGCCCUUAUGGCAAAGUUGUAGGAGAUGCUCAGGGUAAUAAACACUUUCUUCCAAGCACUUGGCCAGCUGGCACAGCAUCAGCCAGUGCCAUACAAGAGACUUGUUAAAAGCAAAACCAUGUGGUGCUUAAUUUGUUUGUGACUAAGUGAGGGGAAACCCUGGGCCAACAAUUAAUCAUGUGGUACAGCAGCAUGAAAUGAGCUGUGCAAGCAGCAGAUUGUUUAGCUUAGAAGCCUAUGUUCUUAGAGAACUAUAUAGCCAGACUUUGCUCUUACUGACAUCCAGGGGAAAGUUUUGCCUAACUGCACAUUAUUUCACUAUUAGAGCAGGGAGGAGACAGGAGGGCUGGAUUCUGCUCUUAGGCUUUUCCACUAACUCCUUUUUAUAGAUGCCUGAAAUUCAAACAGAUUCAAAAUGCACCAAGUCAAAUCUGGUCACUAAAACCUUCCCUCAAAGGGAACUAGUAUACAUUCUCCAUUUGAAAUGCUGGGGGGAGGGGGACGGGAAGAGGAUAGAGAUAAUCCCUUAAACUGGCUUCAUUUACACACUGAAGCCUGGCCCACUUGCUUGUCUGUGACAAGAUAACCAGCUAGUUUUGCCAGCUAAACCAGGCUUGGCUCAGACUGGAACUAGGAGUGGCGGAACAGAUGCACAUUGCCAGCUUGCUGUGGGCAAAGCCUGCAGUGCUCAUGCCUCUUUGCAUGGUUAGCUUAAGGCUGCUGGAGGAAGGAGCCUAAUGUUUAUAGAGAACUAAUGAGUCUAUGGUACAAUGCUUUCCUACUUGUAAACAGCCAGAGACUUGAGGUCUAUUAUAGCCAAGCACUGUGUAGGGUGGUGCAGUUUUUGUAUUAAAGUUAUGUUCUGUACAGCUCUCGGGUAUGGGUUUGUCAUUGGUUGGUCAAGAUGCUGAGCCAUGAAGGAGGCCUAGUGGAAUCCAGUUGUUUAGGGAAGUUAUUCUACCCUAUGUCAUGACUUCACCCGUAGGAGCCUAAGGCCACACUUACUGCUGAAACAGAGGCGAGCUGGGGAGGAUAGCAGCUUCCUUUUGCUUGCAGCCAAGGUGCAACUUGAUGUAAAUGCACACACCCAGAUAGGAAGCUGCAGGUAGAGAUGUCUGCAUUUCUCCCCACUUCCUGGUCCUGCCUAUGGCAAGGGGACCAUAGUCAUGGUAGCCCUGGGGAAGGGUUGCAGUAGCAUCUCUUCUCUGCCUGCAGGGGGCAACAGCGUCCAGCAGGAAGCUGAGGGUAAAAACAACUGUAUAGGGAACAUGACCAGUCCCAUCACCCAUACAUAGGAACAUGGACACUAGAAGCCCUGAAGUUACUGGAACCCUUUAGGGCAGGCACCAGCUCUGCUUGUGCCUAGUGGAGGGCCCACUGCCAGCUGUGCCUAUAGCCUGUUCCUCUGCCCUGGGGAAACAGGAGCAGAAGAGAAGGGUUGCUAAGGAAGCAACUCAAGACUAGCAAAUCUUUUCUGCUCCUGUCUCCUGCUGGUGCUUUUACAGGGAGGAGAGGGUACUUACCUUAGGGUUAGGAGAACAGGAGCCCAGGCUGUCCUCUCCCAGACCUUCAGCCACACCUGGGUUUGAAAGUCUUGUGUGCCCAGGAACUGCCUGGCAUACACUGCACUGUAGCCAUGUGCACCCAGGAUGUUACCAUGGAGUCCCACCAGUCGGUAGAGAUCCGCUUUAUAUCCAGACAUCUGCAGCUGGCCAAUGAGAUGCGAAUCCAAAAUCUGUAUUGGUGCAGGGCUUUACACACCACAUUGUAAACUAGACCUCACUGUAGAAGCUUGGACAAAAAACACCUUUUACUCCCUUAUGCAGAGUCAUUCAGUCCAGCUCGUUAGCUGCCAAAGCUCACUUGGCCAACCUCACCCCAGCUUUCAGGGCUUGGUUAUGAGAACACCAAAGAUUUUCUACAAAAUUGGUAAUUAGGCAGGAUCUCUGCAGUAAUCCUUACAGCCAUGCAAUCUUUGACAUUUAUUGUACACAAACUAACAUGUAUCCAUGUAGUAAAUAGCGAUGCAUUUCAGUGGAAGCAGCAGAAACUGCCUACAGCUUUGCUCCAGACAAGGCUCUCUUUGCCCGUUACCUCACCAUGCUCAUGGGGCAAACAUGUAGCUAGCGACAGAAUCUCAAAUACCAAAGGGAAAAUGGACAAUAUUGGGUACACUCCCCACCCACAGUAAAAGCUCCUCCAGGCAAUAAGUUCAACUUAAACUGGGUUCUAAACAAACUCCACACAAGACUUUCUAUUUAAAUAACUGCUUUAUAAGAAUGUACAUUUGAUCAAACAUACAUUGUUUAAACGACUAAAAAACAGAACAGCAGACAACUGCCUUUGUGCACGCUCAAUCUCUUUUCCCACUUCGGUCAUAAACAGACAGACAAAUUUAUACAUCUGAUACAGAGUCAUCUUUGGCCAAAGAAAAAUAUCCACCCGUUACAAGCACCCUACCAUCCCAACUGCUCACUCUACACAGGAGCUGCUGGGCAGGAGGGUAUGAAAUCUCCCCAAGAAUUUGGAUAUAGCCACUUUGUCUGCCGUUCUUAUGGAAGGAAAAAAAAAGUGCUGCUUUGGAUUUCAGAACUGAAGAGCAGGAGGAUUGGUUCUGUACUGAAAUCAGAUUUCAACAGAUGGACGCUCGAAUAUUCAUUUGUAAACACGGCUCUAGCUGCAGCUCUGAACCAUGUGGAGCUACCUACUCCCAGCAUCCUCUAUUUGGUUUCUCCCAGUUCUGCAUUAGUGCUUUUUAAGCAUUCGAUUUGGUGUCCUUUAUAGAAAAAAUAGGAAUUCCGUGAUUGAGACAGCAUCAUCAUCUCCAAUGCCACCCACUGAGCAGGAGGCUUGGGGAUGAUGCAUUGCACAAGAUUACUUUACAUGAAGAGAUGCACUGCCUUUGUCAACUUGAGGCAACAUUCCCACAAGGCCUCUAAGCAAAUCCCUGGGAGUUUUCAUGGUCAAGGCCUGCUCCCCCAGGGAGCAUAAACAUCUCUGCUGUUACUCCCUUUCAGGAGCUCUAUAUUUCUACUGCUGGGUGAGGAGAGUCAAACUCAGUUACCAGGAAUCCCUCUAGCUGCUAUUUCCAGCUGGCAAAUUCAGACCGAAGGAAAUAUUGAUUCAGGGCCAUAAUACCCCUCUCCCAUCCAGCAUGUUUUACAUCUCCAGCACCAUGGCUUUCACCUAACACUAACGGUCCUAGUAAGGCUAACAUUCUGAGACAUGUUUGUAUGGCAGGCACUGUCUUUUGGUCGAUGUGCAGUGUGUCGAACAGCACAGUAUAGCCCUUAGGAAGCAAGAGCAGCAGCGAAGAGUCUAGGUACAAAACCUAGAUUAAAAACAACUUUAAACAAAACAUUUGAGCACUGAAAGCAUUGCAACAAAUACCAAGGAAGUGCCACAUCUACCCUUCCCUCAGCCCGUCAUACCUGGCUCUAUCCUAAAGGCAAGCCAUCACGUGGAGUACAAGAGUAUAUACUAAAUCAGGGACGCUGGCUGUAAUGCAAAACAAUGGGGAUGAGCAGAGAAGAGUCCCUGUCUCUUGUGGGGUUGUCUCAUCCUUUUAGUUUAGUUCUUGGCAUGUUAAUGCAUCACUUACAAACCCCAGGGAUUUUGUUUAGAGAGCCUGAUGGCUGCCAUAAUGCAAACCUCUAUGGGGAUGCUAAGUGUUUAGAUAAAAACCUACCAAGACACUAUACCACAGGUUUGGUUGAGUGUUUUAGGUUUCCAUGUUCCCCCCUCUUACGCCAUCCCUAAAUGAGUCUGCAUGGAGCUUGUCCACUCAGUGGACACAAACUUGACUUCAUUAAGGGACAGCAUCAAGAGUAGCUGGCCCCAUAAGGCCCACCUGUCCUAGCCCAGAGACCCAAAGGAAGCAUGUUUAGAGGCCCACCUGAAGAAAGCCUUAGGCUGCAAGAUGGCCAGAAGUACUGCUGGGGAAUUCACUCUGUCUGGAGAGUGAGCAAGGGACUGACAUCUGUACAAAGCUUGCCCCAGGAUUUCUGGUAAGAGCAUCCUGCACAUUUCAGUUCCCUGUUACGACUUGGCCAUUCCAUCAGGAAGGGGUGAGUGGUUGGUCUCCCAUCUUUGUGUCUGAGCAGAAUCACAGGUGCUUAGUGUCUU
Chelonoidis abingdonii (Abingdon island giant tortoise) is the source of this 5918-nucleotide messenger RNA. RefSeq names its product EGF like domain multiple 7 (gene EGFL7). Gene Ontology annotation, cellular component: extracellular region; cell surface. Gene Ontology annotation, biological process: anatomical structure development. Gene Ontology annotation, molecular function: calcium ion binding; signaling receptor binding. The record is from RefSeq and is a predicted model, not a curated record. NCBI's taxonomy places the organism in Eukaryota, Metazoa, Chordata, Testudines, Testudinidae.